Molecule: messenger RNA, 687 nt
Organism: Saprolegnia diclina VS20
Lineage: Eukaryota; Oomycota; Saprolegniomycetes; Saprolegniales; Saprolegniaceae
Exons: 1
Coding region: 1-609 (202 amino acids)
Molecular function (GO): DNA binding
Source: RefSeq, a predicted model, not a curated record
AUGAACUUCGACCUCGACCUCAGGAUGGACCUCAGCAUGGGCCUCAGCAUGGACCUCAGCAUGGGCCUCAGCAUGGACCUCAGCAUGGACCUCAGCAUGGACCUCAGCAUGGACCUCGACCUCGACCUCAGCACGGACCCGAGCAUGGACCUCUUCUUCGACCCGGCGAUGGAGACAAUCGACGUCGACCUCGGCAUGGACGUGGCCGACGCCUUUGACGUCCCAUCGCCGCGCGAGGCCGUCGCCUGGCCCGCAUACGAGGACAACGACGAGAAGCAACUGUCGGUGGACGACGUUGAGAAGCAACUGCCAGUGGACGACGACGCGAGCUCGACCGACAGCAGCAGCACCGACGAGCGUCAGACGCAGCGCGGCCGGUGGACGCAGGACGAGCACGACCGGUUCCUCACCGGCUACAAACUCUACGGUCGGUCGUGGAAGCUCAUCGCGACGCACGUCGUGCCAACCCGGUCCUACACGCAGGUCCGGACGCAUGCGCAAAAGUACCUCCUAAGUCGGCAGUCGAGCUCCAAGGACCCGCGGAGCCUCCCCAGCUCGCCCCUCCUCCUCUCGCCGGCCCAUGGUCGUGUGUCGUCGGUCGUCGCAUGAGUUGAGAUCCAGUGAAGUCGUCUUACAUGUUACAUCGUCGUCGUUGCCUGCAUACGACAGAGCCGAAGCGCGACGAGG